CGCAGCGGCGAGGCGGAGGUGGCGGCGCGGCGGCAGAGGAGGCUGAGCUGGUGGUGGCCAGGCGGAAGAGACAGCUCCGGGGGGUGGCAGCGGCCCUUGGGAGCAGGAUGCGGGUCCGGGUCGGGCUGACGCUACUGCUCUGGGCAGUGCUGCUGGGCUCGGCCUUGGCGUCCUCGGAUGAAGAAGGCAACCAGGAUGAAUCCAUAGAUUCCAAGGCUUCUGUGCCGUCAGAUGAGUCGGUAGAGAACCACAGCCCAGCAGGCAGAGUAAUCGCUGGUCAGAUAUUCCUUGAUUCAGAAGAAUCUGAAUUGGAAUCAUCUCCUCAAGAAGAGGAAGACAACCUCAGAAGCCAAGAAGGGGAAAGCAUCGCAGAAGAAAUCAGCUUUCUAGAAUCUCCAAACCCAGAAAACAAGGACUAUGAAGAGCCGACGAAAGUACGGACACCAGCUCUGACCGCCAUUGAAGGCACAGCGCACGGGGAGCCUUGCCACUUCCCUUUCCUCUUCCUGGAUAAGGAAUACGACGCGUGCACCUCGGACGGGAGGGAAGACGGCAGACUGUGGUGUGCCACCACCUACGACUACAAGGCGGACGAAAAGUGGGGCUUCUGUGAGACUGAAGAAGAGGCUGCAAAAAGACGGCAAAUGCAGGAAGCAGAAGUGAUGUACCAGACCGGGAUGAAAAUCCUCAACGGCAGCAACAGGAAAAGCCAGAGGAGAGAAGCUUAUCGGUAUCUUCAGAAGGCAGCAAGCAUGAACCACACCAAGGCCCUGGAGAGAGUGUCCUAUGCUCUUUUGUUCGGUGAUUACCUGACACAGAAUAUCCAGGCAGCGAAAGAGAUGUUUGAGAAGCUGACCGAGGAAGGUUCCCCCAAGGGACAGACUGCUCUUGGCUUUCUCUAUGCUUCUGGACUUGGUGUUAAUUCAAGUCAGGCAAAGGCCCUUGUUUAUUACACUUUCGGAGCUCUUGGGGGCAACCUAAUAGCCCACAUGGUUUUGGGUUACCGAUACUGGGCUGGCAUUGGAGUCCUCCAGAGCUGUGAAUCCGCACUGACUCAUUAUCGUCUUGUGGCCAAUCAUGUUGCUAGUGAUAUCUCGCUGACGGGAGGCUCAGUGGUGCAGAGAAUAAGGCUGCCUGAUGAGGUUGAAAAUCCCGGAAUGAACAGCGGAAUGCUUGAGGAAGAUUUGAUUCAGUAUUACCAGUUCUUAGCUGAAAAAGGGGAUGUCCAAGCCCAGGUUGGCCUGGGACAGCUGCACCUGCACGGAGGCCGUGGAGUAGAACAAAACCACCAGAGAGCAUUUGACUACUUCAAUUUAGCAGCGAAUGCUGGCAAUUCCCAUGCCAUGGCCUUCUUGGGAAAGAUGUAUUCAGAGGGAAGCGAUAUUGUACCUCAGAGUAACGAGACAGCUCUUCACUACUUUAAAAAGGCUGCUGACAUGGGCAACCCUGUUGGACAGAGUGGGCUUGGAAUGGCUUACCUCUACGGGAGAGGAGUUCAAGUUAAUUAUGAUUUGGCACUGAAGUAUUUCCAGAAAGCUGCUGAACAAGGCUGGGUGGACGGGCAACUGCAGCUUGGCUCCAUGUACUAUAACGGCAUCGGAGUCAAGAGGGAUUACAAGCAAGCCUUGAAGUAUUUCAACCUGGCGUCCCAGGGAGGCCACAUCUUGGCCUUCUACAACCUGGCUCAGAUGCACGCCAGCGGCACCGGCGUGAUGCGCUCAUGUCACACUGCCGUGGAGUUGUUUAAGAAUGUGUGUGAACGGGGCCGGUGGUCUGAGCGGCUCAUGACCGCUUACAACAGCUACAAAGACGGAGACUACAACGCUGCUGUGAUCCAGUACCUCCUGCUGGCCGAGCAGGGCUAUGAAGUGGCGCAGAGUAACGCAGCCUUCAUCCUCGACCAGAGAGAAGCGACCAUCGUAGGUGAGAAUGAAACGUAUCCCAGAGCGUUGCUUCACUGGAACCGGGCGGCCUCACAAGGCUAUACUGUGGCUAGAAUCAAGCUUGGAGACUACCACUUCUACGGCUUCGGCACGGACGUGGAUUACGAGACGGCGUUUAUUCACUACCGUCUAGCGUCUGAGCAGCAGCACAGUGCGCAGGCCAUGUUUAACCUGGGCUACAUGCAUGAGAGGGGACUGGGCAUUAAACAGGACAUUCACCUUGCAAAGCGUUUUUACGACAUGGCGGCCGAAGCCAGCCCAGAUGCACAAGUGCCGGUCUUCCUCGCACUCUGCAAGCUGGGCGUGGUCUACUUCUUGCAGUACAUACGGGAGACAAAUAUUCGAGACAUAUUCACCCAACUUGAUAUGGACCAGCUCUUGGGACCUGAGUGGGACCUUUACCUCAUGACCAUCAUCGCGUUGCUCUUGGGAACAGUAAUCGCUUACAGGCAGCGGCAGCACCAGGACAUGCCUGUCCCCAGGCCUCCGGGGCCACGGCCGGCCCCGCCACAGCAGGAGGGGCCCCCAGAGCAACCGCCGCCGCAGUAACCCGCCGCGUCCCCCCAACGGGUGACGGACAAGGAAAGGGUUUGCUGAGAGCGCUUUCAUUCGAUGUAGGACUUUGGAUCAGCGGUCGCCACCUCCUGGAAGAGGCACAAGGAAGCGUUGAAUUCCUUAAGCUGCUUGGAAUCUGAUGCCUUUAUUUUCAGGGAUAAGUAACUCUUACCUAAACUAAGCUGAAUGUCCGUUUCAGUGCUGUACGGAAUAACAACUCUCAGUGGCUUCCCCCGCCCCCUUUUCUUACCCCGGAAACAUUUGCGAGACACUCACAGUGGUCAUGUCCACUGUGUCCAGCUGUCUUUUUUGGGUCCCUUCGGUCACUCUUACAAUGUGCAUAAGUUCUGUCGACCGUCCUGAAGGUCUUAUGCGUUGACACUAAAACUGAUCAAUGUAAAAAGGAAAACACAGUUGCAAAUCUAACCUUAACAUGUUUGAAAGUCUGAAAAUAGAACUUGCCUUUUAAGUUAAAAAAAAAAAAGUCCUCAAAGUGUUUCAGAACUCUGAUAACCAAGGAACUUUUAUCAGUCCACAUGCAAAUAUACAUAUUCAACAUAUUUGUUCCUUUAAAAGGGAAGGUUGAGCGGUUUAUGAUGAUCAGUAAUUGAUUGUCAUACGUUAUCCCGUACUUCUCUGCUUCAAAGACUGAAAGGCGUUGUUAAAGAGUUGUAUGUGAACUUCAUUUCCUUGGAGUGGAGUAUAUAGAAAACUUUGUGAACUGACUCCUUGAGCUAACACCUGGACUUGCCCCACCUACUCAGUGUGACCUGCUUGUUUGUUACAAGUAGGCAGAGCCUUUACCUGGAGCCAGAGGCUGGACUGAAUGGGAGAAUUAGAAAGCAGUAUUGAAGGAGUCUGGGCGGGGGUACCAGGAUCACAGACACACUUUCCCAAAAGUUAACGCAUUUGUUCCCAGGAUUCAAUUUAUUAAUACUUUGCAUUUCUUACUGCAAAAGAACAGACCACCCUCCUGAAUUCUUUAAAUGUGAAAUAACCUUGCCAGGCUAUGGCAGACAUAAACUACCAUUACAAUACUAAAACUCUAUAGAGAGUCGGAGAUGCAUUAAAAUCAGUGGUUGAAGAAAGCUACUAAAGCCUCUUUGUUCAGAUAGAUUUUUUUUCCUGCAGCUUGACGUAACAGGAGAAAAUCAACCACUUGCGUAGCUCCCGUGGUUACCACCCUCCACGGUUAACAUUAGGGAAAGCAAGGCUGUUACCCUUCAGAACUGUCUGCUUCAGGAGUAUGGAGAACAGCCGCCACAGAGCCAACAGCAAACACCGGAACAUCGCAUGUCACACAAAUGAGAAGCUUCAGCCACACCCAUGCUCCUUUUCAUGGUGGGAUGGCAGCAUUCGCCAUCCUGUGUCCAGUCUGAGACCCGCUUUAGCGCCUGAGCAGGCUUUCUGCACUUGCUGGCCUCCAUCUGUUUCUGUUCAUCUUUCCGUAACCCCUCAUCUGCCAGGAAACUUGAAGAGUUCCUUACCUGUAGAGUUGUAAAACUUUGGUUUUUGAAGUGGGGGUUGUAUUUAGAACUAGGUCUAACCAGUCCGUAAGGAAGCUGAGGGCUCUAAAUGUGAAAUUGUGUGCUUUUGUGUGUGUGGUGUGUGUAGAGUAUUACGAGAAACCUGGUGAGCGAACUUUCCUCCUGGAUAGUUGCUUCUAAACCUGAAGAAGUGGUCACAGCAAGACCCACAUGUGUAAAUGCAGAUCUGAAAGGUAGGACAUUUUACCCUCAGAAGUGUAAUGUCGCUUUGCACAGCUCAUGUAAAUACUAAGACUUCUGUUCGCUCUCUUUCGUGAGAGAUCUGUGUGCAUUUGGUACAGGAUAUUCAUGUCUUCACCCCUGCCUCUUCUCCCCACCCUUCAAAAUAAGUAGGAUCCAUGGUAGCAGCCACUCUUCGUUUCAAAGGAACUGUUUUAUUUAAACGUUUAACAACUAAACUUCCAUGUUUUUCUGUCAUCCACCUAAUUUCUCCUUUAGCAGUAUUCUUAUCUAUCUUUUCUUCCCUCUGUUAGUACUUCGAAAAAGACUGUUCUUCAGCAGUGGUCUCUACCCCAGAGGCAGACAGGAAAGGAUGGUCUUGUUCUCCAGAGACUGUUCUUCAACAGUGGUCUCUACCCCAGAGGCAGACAGGAAAGGAUGGUCUUGUUCUCCAGGCGACAACAGCCUUCCUCUUGGCAUUCCUCUUGCUCCUGUCCUUUCUAUUCAUCUUCCAAAUCCAUCUUUUUCUGCUGGCCUUUGUCCACCUCCUGUUUCACCCUGGCUCAUUUGCUACUGGCAGUUUGAAUGGUAAACCUAAAAUAGCUUAGUUCCUGUGACUUCAUUCAAAGACCUGUCUCUAAAUCCUUGGCUCCCUUCCUCGGUCUGUACAAGGGACCUGAUACCUAAACAAAUAGGAACUGGGUUUCUCCUAAAAUAAUGCUCAAUACUUAACCUAAUCAAAUGGCAUCCAUUUGAAUACAAUGACAGUAACUCAAGCUAGUUAAUGUCAGUGACAUUAAACUAACUCCAGGAUUCAGGAGUUUUAAUGAUAGAAUUUAGAGUUAGCAGGUAGAGUGUGGCCUCAUCUCUCCACAGUAGCCCAGCUCUCCCCGUCCCUGUGAGAGGCUGUCUCCCUGCCUUCUGAGGCAGUGACAGAAGGACUUUACUCAGCUUCCGUUCUCUUGUGCGUUUGGUCUGUUGGUUAUUUAGUCUGGAGAUUCUUUAGCUUUUUGUUUUCUGCUACAUUGGUGUUUGGGAUUUACUAUUGGGUUUUUUUUUUUUUUUUCUUCUUUCUUUUUGUUCUUGGAGCUUUUGUUUCUGUUUUCUGGGUAAGGCCUACCUUGUUUUUAGUUCCUGUUCAAUGGCACAGAAAAAUAGAAGGUUUCUUUUUCUUCCAUAAUGAUUUAGCACUUAAAGGAGAUUAACUUGUGGAUCAUUAAUCCUAAUACUCUUGAGGAUGUGUUCCCCUUCUGCAUAUGCAGUUAAUUUGUGAGAGUUUUACUGCUAAGCUAUUAUAUCUCUGUAUCACUGGGAAGUUUUAGAAACUUCUGCCCAUGACCUGCCCAUGAUCUGUUGCUUUAUUUAAUUAAGGAGCUGCCAUUGCCUCCAGGAAACUCAAGAAUUUUGUAUGAGCUUUUUUUUUCUUUCUGCUCCUUUCUUUGCUCCUCAUGUUCUUCAAACCAGUGUUUUGGAAGUAUGCAUGCAAGCCUAUAAAUGAAGACCACAGGCCUUCAUGUAUGUAGCAUGUGUAUUAUAGUGUCUAGCUACAUCUGCAAACACCUUAUUCAGAGGUUUGGACUAACAUUUCACAUGCACAUUUCAAAACAAAAGUGCUUCAACUGUUAAACAGCUCCCUUACUUAACAAGAAGAGCAGCAUGGGCUACAUUUGCCCUGAUAACAGCUACUGUUUGGUUUAAAAGUGAAUUUAAUUAUAUGUUACACAAUAUUAUGACUACCACUGUGCAAGAAAUAAAGCAAAAAGAACUUCUAUUUUCAUGAAAUGUAUUUUCAUCAGUCAUUGGUCUCAGAUAUAAGUGAAAAUACAAACUUUCUGAAUACCGUACUGUCUGAGGCACUACCUGACUUUUAAAUGUGUAGUAAAAAGAAGCUAAAUUUCUCCUUCCACUUGGUAUUUCAAGAAGAUUGAAAAUAUUCCACGGAAAAAUGAUUUGCACAAGUAAAAAUCCGAUGUGUGCAUGAGAAGGAUGUCUUGGUUAUGUGUAGAGUCAUCUCACAGCACCAGUUUUCCUGUUUGGAAUGAUAAGAUGACACUAUUCUCUUUGAUUUAAAAAAGAAAAAUUAUAACAUUUGAUACGAUCAAGGUGUAACCACUAUUGAUAUUUAGGAGAUGCUUUAAAAGACCAUAAACUGUCAUUGGAAAGAACACCAUGGUAGACUUUUUGUAAAUUUAUUUUGUAUUUAAUUAAAUUCAGUAUAAAGGCUGGUGAAGUGUAAUAUAAUUGUGUAAACAAAUCCUGUUAAUAGAGAGAUGUACAGAUUCGUUUUGUACUGUAUCUUGAAACUUGUGAAAUAAAGAUUCCACCUCUGGUUA
This is a messenger RNA of Odocoileus virginianus texanus, 6537 nucleotides long. It is a transcript of the gene SEL1L, whose product is annotated as SEL1L adaptor subunit of SYVN1 ubiquitin ligase. NCBI's taxonomy places the organism in Eukaryota, Metazoa, Chordata, Mammalia, Artiodactyla, Cervidae. Gene Ontology annotation, molecular function: protein binding. Gene Ontology annotation, biological process: ERAD pathway. Gene Ontology annotation, cellular component: endoplasmic reticulum membrane. The record is from RefSeq and is a predicted model, not a curated record.